AUGAACUACUCGUUCCCCUUUGACGAGCCGUACUCGGUGCAGAUCCAGCUGAUGGACGCACUCUCGAAGGUCCUGGCCGUAACGCCGGCCACAGGACCUGCGAGCCUCGCCGUCCUCGAGUCGCCCACUGGGACGGGCAAGUCGCUCUCGCUCAUCUGCGCCACUCUCACCUGGCUCACAUCAUGUGGCAGGGACAUUGCCUCAAAGAGACUUGCCCUUGCUGCUGCUCGCGACAUGGCUCGUACCCUUGCUUCGGCUGCCCGCGAGACAAAGGUCCCGCUGCCCAAGCCCGCUCCUCGCCUCCCGGCAUGGGUCUCCCAGCACGCCGCCACCGCCGAGGCCGAUGACGCCGCUACCACCCGCGCCGAGAUGGACGCAGAAGACAAGGCCCUCCGCCGCAUUCUCGCCUCGGCAACUUCUCGUCUCGCCACUGGAUCCGCCGCCACUGACGCGCUCGACGGCAUGGCCCGUGCCCGCGCCCGUGCACGGGCCCGACUCCUUAACCAGGCUGGGCCAUCGGCAACGCCACUCGCAACCGAUCCGAACCCACCGGCUAUGUCUGCCUUUGAAGCCGAGAUUGAGGCCAAGUUUGGCAGCUCAGCCCCUAUGCCGCCGCCCGAACUCGACGAUUCUGGUGCUGCUCCUGACGACGCCUUUAUUGUCGAUCUCGUCCCUGACGGGCUUCCUGCGCUGAUGCUGGAGCUUGAUGCACUUAAUGACGAUGAGAACCGCACUACCUCGCGCCGUGCCCGGCACGAGGCCUCCACCCUCGGCGGCGUGCCGUUGCCGAACCUGGCCCAGGCAACCAAGGUGUACUACUGCUCGCGGACCCACUCGCAGAUCGCGCAGUUUGUCGAUGAGAUCCGCGGCACUGCCUUUGCCGAUGCAGGCCUCCGCGUCAUCACCCUUGGCUCACGGAAGCAACUCUGCAUCAAUCCCAAGAUCAACAAGCCAUCGUCGUCUGUCGCCUCCAUCAACGAUGCCUGUCGUGACGCUCGGUCCAAGACCAAGGCCCCGCGAUCCAAGCGCAAGCGCGAAUCGUCUGCUUGCGGCUGCCCGUUCUACGAGCCGAUGGCUACCGCCGCUGCGCCACAGCCGUCGUACCCGGUCUAUGCCCUCACCGAGAUCCGCACUCUCGACGAGCUCGCCCGCCUCGGCACCUCGCUCUCGUCGUGCCCGUACUUUGGCACCCGCCGCGCGGUCGCCGGUGCCGACCUUGUCGCCCUCCCCUACACCAUGCUCGUCCACGAGGGCACUCGCGCAGCGCUGGGCAUUGAUCUCACGGGCGCGGUCAUUGUCGUUGAUGAGGCCCACAACCUCGUCGAUGCCAUCAACGCCGUCCAUUCGGUCACCGUCACCGCCGCCGCCGUCUCCCGCGCCCGCGCGCAGCUCAACGCCUACUUUGAACGUUACCGAUCUCGGCUCUCGGCCUACAACCGUGACUCGCUUCUCACCAUCCUCAACGUCGUCUCGUCGUUCUCCGCCUACUUUGCAUCGCUCCCGCCCUCGGCCUCCCAGCCGGGUACCAAGGCUGUGCUCCCCGUGAACGAGUUUCUCCAUUCGGCCACUCUUGGCAUUGACCACUUUAACCCGUUUGACAUGCGCAAGUACCUCGACGCAUCGCAGCUGCUCAACAAGCUGCUUGGCUUUGCUGCUGCCGCCGCUGCAGAGGCCCAGGCUCCCGGUGACGACGAUGGCGGCGGUGAAGAUGCACAAGCCCGACCACCGCCGCCGGCCGACUCUCCACUCCGCAACAUCAUUGCCUUCCUCGAGGCCGUCAACCACCCACUCGCCGCUGAGCACGGCCGUAUCCUCCUCGCCGCACAUCCCGAGACCGGUACGCUCUCGGUCAAGCAUCUUGUCCUCAACCCAUCCGUCUACUUUGCCCCGCUAGUGGCUGACGCACAUGCCGUCGUCCUUGCCGGCGGCACGCUGCAGCCGGUCGACGAGCUCUUGAUCCAGCUCCUGGGUCCGCAGCGUGCUAGCGAGGUGGCGGUGACGCAAGCGCCAGCAUCGCCGGUGCCGGGCGGCGUCUCGCUCUUUUCAUGCGAUCAUGUCGUCGAUCCGUCGUCGCUUCUCACUCUUGUCGUCGGCGUCUCGCCGCUCGAUCCAAGCACCCGCUUUCGGUUUACCUACUCGAGACGCGAUGCACUCAUCCCUCACGCUGUCCGCGCGCUCGCCAACUUUGCCAAUGUCUCACCAGGUGGUAUGGUUGUCUUUUCCCGUCAGCCGGUCCUCUCCCACCGCAAGCCCGUCUUCCGCGAGACCGCCCGCGGCUCGGGCGCCGAAGUCCUAGCCCGCUAUGCACAGACAGUCGCAGCUAAUCCACGUCGUGGUGCCCUGCUCUCUUGCGUCAUCGGCGGCAAGAUGUCCGAGGGCAUCAACUUCUCCGACGACCUGGGUCGCCUCAUCGUCGUCGUCGGCGUCCCCUAUCCGCCGCCCAACGAUCCCGAGCUCAACGCCCGCCUCGACUUUGUCGCGAGCGCCAAGGCGGCGGCGGGUAAUGCUCCAGCCCCGGGCACCAAUCGCGCCCGCAUCUCGGGCAUGGCAACCAUGUGCAUGAAGGGUGUGAACCAGAGCAUCGGCCGCGCCAUCCGCCACAAGAACGACUACGCCUCCAUCGUCCUCCUCGACGAGCGCUACGCUCUCGACGCAACUCUCUUUUCACUCCUACCUGCCUGGAUCAUGCGCAACUCGGCCGCCGCCGUCGCCUCGCCGCCGUCGUCGUCCUCGCUCUCGCACGCUACCUCGUUUGGAGCAUCCAUCCGCUCGCUCGUUCUUUUCUGGAAAGCCAUCCGGCAGCGCAAUGAGAUCAGCGCCGGCCCCAGCGUAAGUGGCGCCGCCAACCCGUAGUCCUUCUUUACUCGAGAGCAAAGCAACCUGACGAGCGU
This is a messenger RNA of Thecamonas trahens ATCC 50062, 2891 nucleotides long. Its product is annotated as ATP-dependent RNA helicase chl1. Gene Ontology annotation, cellular component: nucleus. Gene Ontology annotation, molecular function: DNA helicase activity; hydrolase activity, acting on acid anhydrides, in phosphorus-containing anhydrides; DNA binding. The coding region runs from base 1 to 2853 and encodes 950 amino acids. NCBI's taxonomy places the organism in Eukaryota, Apusomonadida, Apusomonadidae. The transcript is spliced from 3 exons. Gene Ontology annotation, biological process: establishment of sister chromatid cohesion; nucleobase-containing compound metabolic process. The record is from RefSeq and is a predicted model, not a curated record.